Messenger RNA from Colletotrichum orchidophilum, 1764 nucleotides. RefSeq lists its product as uncharacterized. Lineage: Eukaryota; Fungi; Ascomycota; Sordariomycetes; Glomerellales; Glomerellaceae. The transcript is spliced from 4 exons. The coding region runs from base 1 to 1764 and encodes 587 amino acids. The record is from RefSeq and is a predicted model, not a curated record.
AUGGCGAAUUCCAUCAACCCUACAUCCAUCCCCUCCAUCACUAACCUGCGGGAGCAACUCGACUAUGGCGAUCCUCACCUGCCAAGAUGCCAGGCAUUCUAUGAUAGUGUUCGGGUCUUCCGUAAAACGUUCGUAACAAACCAAGGUUGGGAAGGCAGCACGAUUCACGAGUGGCGGUCUCGGGAACACCGAAGUGCUCUGAGUGAGAUGGCACGAGCAUAUCUUGAGCGUCAUGGCAAUGGGCAACUAUUCUGGCCAGACGACGACGCCCAAGGUCGAGCCAACAAGCUCAAGUACUCUACUGAUUGCAUACGGAUCAAGAGAAUCAUGCAGCAGCUUUUCUGGCGACUGAAUCUCCAACAACAUCGCAAUGCCAAAUACAAGAAGAACAAAGAAAAGGCAGGCAGCGUCGAUAUAAUGAGUGGAAGAGGUCUCAGUCACGAAGAUCCAAUAGACCUAGAUGUCGCUGAGGAUAGACUUGAGAGUCCCAUCUUGACGGGAAUGCCUGACAGCUCGAGGUCAACUACGGUCCCUGAACCUACUCUCCAUCCCGAGGAUGUCGACGCGAGCGUUAUAGAUCCUGCCUUGGGCGAUCCUCAACAAGAUUUGCGGAAUGGGCGUGAAGUCAGCAGAGAUCCGUACCUAGUUCCCAAAAGUCCAGACUUACACGUCCAAGACACUUCAAACCAGAACCAGAACCAGAACCAGAACAUCUUUGCCAGCACGUCGUCUGCUAUCCCAAACGACGAGCGUCAAUUCGCGCCCUACGCUGACAUGGGCCCUCCUACCAAGCGACCAAGGCUUGAUAAUGCAAAGUCUUCACGUACGACGUCGAUGAAGAGGGCCGGCAAAACUCCCAUUGGUCUGCGAACAACUAGGAUCUCGCCGCGCAAGCGGAAGUUGCGUCAGCAACAAGGUUUCCCACCACCCGAGGAACUGACCGUGAUCUUCCAAUCUUUAGAGGACCACUCAAGCCCGGAAAUUGUCGACGGCCCCACGGCUUCUGAAUCGCACUCAGCUGCUGCUGACGUCUCGUCCACGAGCCUUCAGAGGGCACCAAAUCCCUUCCGUGCCACUGUUGAGGAUGUCACGGACGAAGACGGCUCUGUGAAUGCUUUUGUUGAUGAAGCACUCAUCCAACUGAACACCGAAACUGAGAUGCCUCCACCUCAGUCAAAAGACAGCCCCAACAGCACUAGACCUUCAGCACCAGUGCAGCCAACUGAAGCGACACCUGGCGAUUCACUCCCAACAGUCGCUGCUGCGGGACAAACUGACCGGGUCUCUUCACCUGUGGCGAUCAAAAGCGCAGAGACAAUCGUCGAAAAGGCAGUCAUGAUCAACCAUGCACCGCAGACAACCACGUCGCGGCAAUCGCAAGUAGACUUCGUGUACCGCGUGAUUAUCCGUCAACCAACUCGCCGAAGCUACAUUUGGAAGCCAAAAGGAAGCUUCCGGAGCAAGACGCUCGCCGAACUAGUACAGGAGCUGCCAGGGCUGCCAUUGCAGUUCGAGUGGUCCGAGCUCAAAUACCUGCUUUUUCGGCUGGUAGCCCGGAACACCGAAGUAGAGGAAACAGUCCCUUGUUGGAAAGAAGACGGCUUCGAGUCUCUGAAGCGACUUCUCACGAGUUUCAUCCGGGCUUGCAUCGCAGAAACACCCCGUGGAGAGGUGGUUUGCGUCUAUAUCGAUAUUGAGCCUUUGGCAACGUUGGAUUCUGUGGAGGAGGCAGCAGAUGUAGAAGAACUUGGUUUUGAAUGGUGA